GGUGGCGCCGUUUUCCGCAGGCAUCUGGAUAAUGAUGGUUCAACUGCACCGAUGAUCAACGAUAAAACUGAUACGGGAAAAUACAAUAUCGACGAGGUUGCAACAGGAAUUUGGGAUCCCAACGCACCAUGCCGAGGCUGGGCACCCGACCGCAGCUGGGGGGCGCCAACGCUAGUGCCUCUAUGCGUUCAUUGGCGCACGGCUGGCCACGCGCAGUCUGAGUCAGCCCACACUAGAGACAUGUCACGGCCGAUCAAUCCGGCGUAGUUCAAUUGGCACUGCAGCAGAUAUGUACCAUGAGACGUCCCGCCGCAAGAGACACAGGGACACGCCUGUCGUCGAUCUGGUCGUCGGGGAAAGAAACUCCUGGGGACACCUGCUGGCAGCCAAAUUUACAGGAAACGUCAGAAUCGAAUCGGAACAGACAGAGACAGACAGAGAAGCCAGGCGCCCGGAUGGCGCAUCGGCAACAGAACGUUGACUGGGGAUUGACCAGCCCCCGCACGCACCAAUCAAACGUGCGUCGUGCGAGCGAGCGUCGGGCGGCAAAUCGACGCCGUGAGCUCAAGACACAAAUUCGUCAGGACAAUGUGUAUUUGAAACAAAAUCGCAUUGGAUCGAUCGGAUCGAAAAAGGACUCCAGUUUCUCCACCUCUGCGGUUGGGAACUCUGGCCUGGCGUGCCGCGGCGGCGGCGGCCCCAGUGACGCGCCCGCGCCCCGCGAGCGGACCGCGCGCAGCUCCGCACCCCCGAGAGGCGCGGGGGGCCAGGACCCCAACCGGGACGCUGCCGCUUGGGAACGGGGACGAGGUUGGCGAGGGACGCGACGCUCAGAAGAUGCAGUCAACCUGUUUAGUAAGGACGCGCAUCUUCUGAAUGGGAUGCUUACUCUGGCAUGGUUUUGGGCCUGGGUCCCGGAACACCCCAGAUCGAAUCUCCGCGUGGCCCAGAAACGCUCAAACAUGAGCGAAUGGGGCCCAUCCUGGCUCCGAGCUUCGCCUACGCGAGCGCAGACACGCUCAAAUGAAGCUCCUGAACGCGUGCUGUUUUUUUUUUCGUGUGGUGCGCCACAUACAUGGCCACCGAAUGGUAAUUGAAUGGUCCGACUAUUGAAUCUGAUUUGUGCGAAUCGCAAGGUCUACCAUCGACUGAUGCAUGCGUCUGUAAGACUGCGGCGGCGUCCUUCUGCAACUCUCAUCCAUAUCCUCGCGGACCUGAUGUGUGACGGUGUCCGUGCUGCCACGAUGGCCUGAAAACAGCUGGGCCAUCUCAAGGGCUAUGCUAGAACGGUCGUGGGGUAAGUUCGAGCCCUCUCGCGCAGAUGUGGCAAUCAUCUUGGCGCGCUGACGUACUGCGCGGCAAACCCACAACCACCAGCAGACAAUAAUGGCAAUCCAGCCACCAUAAAGAAUCGUAGUUGGCAGGAGAGAAGUCCGAUCGUUCAACAUCACUGCGAUGAUCGCGACUCCGAAUGCGUGCACUGCCAAGGCGUGGCUGCAAGCAACAACCUUGGUGAUAACUCUGUCCUCCAUCGGUGGAAAAAGAAGCGUGGUACAGAGCGGGAUACACGACACUGCAAACAACGACCACGCAUCCAACAUCUCAGGGGUAUCGUUUAGGAGCAGCUCGAUGCAAGGAAGCGACACGUGAACAAUCAAGUUCACGUAUGCGGCAAUGAUGGAUCCAAGAGGCUGUGGGCUCAACCGGCCCAAAUCCACUCCACGAACCUUAUCCUUUUUGCGUCGGACCCACUCGAGAGGAUGAAACAACACAUGUCUCGGCAUGGCCUCAAUAUCCCCCUCGGCUGCAGUAAAGGGAGCCAACAAACACAAAUAAAGGCAUCCGACGACACAUGUCACGUACGUGAUGUAGAGGUGGAUGCCCUCCCAACACAAUAUCUCUGGCGCUGCUUCGAGCAUGUGCGACGAAUGGUUGCAAUCAAAAACUCUGGCAAACUCCGUCAUGACAGGAAUCACGCACAUGGUGGAUAUGAUCUUGACAUAAAUUUUCCCUUUGUUGGCUAAUGCACAACAAAAGAAAACAAGAACCGACAAUUCCUGGAUAAUGCAGUCGCGGUCUUAACGUAAAAAGACAUCUCUGGCGUGACACGAAGCGGGAAGUCUAAAUCGAAUAUGGCGAUCUGUACUGUGAAAUUGAUAAGCUUUACUGAACCUCGGUUCCAUGGUACUCUCUUGCCAAACGCAAACUUGACUUUCUGGAAGCAGGCAACCAGCAACAACAUUAUCACAGUCGCCAGUUCCAUGUCUGUCGCGACACGAAUCUGGGUCUUCAUGUAAGCAGAAGUGCCAUCGAAACGCCACAUGAUGGCAGACAUGUCUUCACUGCCAGUGCUAAUAAUCCAUUCGCCAUCCUGCUUCCCAGGAUUUAUUCUGACUGAGUAGAUCGCCUUCUUGUGUUUAGCCAACCUCUGAAUGCAAUGGUACGUGCCAUCAUCUGCCCUUUUCCAAAUAUAGCAAGAUGCGUCAACACCACCUGUUGCGAUCAACGACGAAUCUGAAGAUAUGGCUGCAUCAUACACAGCCUCAGUGUGAACUCCUUGCAGAAUUUGCUGGCAGAUCCAAAGGCCGUCGGCACGUCCCCAUAUCCGAGAGGUCAUGUCGUCAGCGCACGUCACAAGUAACGUCAGGUCGGCGGAUGCGUUUACGCUGCUCAAGCCCUCCGUAUGCCCUUCUAGCGUCUGCAGGCAACUCCAGACGACAUCGUUGCGGUCAUCAGGUGGCUCUUCAGAACGUCUCCACACUUUACAUGUCGUGUCAUGGCUACACGUGAACACAAAAGACAUGUCUUCUGCUAUGUCUACUCCAUAUACAUCCAUGCUAUGGCCCUCUAACGACUGCGCAAACACCCAUUCAUGCCUGCCCAAAUUUCGCCACACGCGGCAUGUUGUAUCUGCACUUACAGUGGCGAUGAAAGAUGCGUCAGGAGUAACCGCGCAGAAAUAUAGUUGGUCAGUGUGGCCUGUAAGCACUGCAACGCAACGCCACCUAGUCCUUGACCGGUGGAAACUGGCUGACGAAACUUCCGAAACCGUCGUUAGGCUUCUGCCUGUGCUUGUCUCCUCUGGGGCAUCCUGUGUAAUUGUGUACACGCGACAUGUCUUAUCCGCGCUAGCUGAAACUAUGACGUCUACCUCGGCAAUCGCAACCCCAUUGACACCAAGUGCAUGGUCGUCGAGAACACCAAUGCACUGCCAAUGCCCAUUGACUGGCGACCAGAUACGGCACGUGGCGUCUUCACUUGCAGUAAUCACGAGCUGCCGGCUGAUUGACACGGCAGUGUAAUUAACUCCAUCUGAAUGACCUUCACUUCCAGCUCGUUUGAAAGGUCUCGCGAUUAUCCUUGCCAAAACGCUCGGACAUCUGAACGCACAUUGUACGCACCCCCCCCGUUCAUUCUCUGCAGGUGCGGACUCUUCCGCUUCUGUAGCUGCUGUUACCACUCGUAAGGGCGCCUUACCCUGAUCUUCAGAGUCCUUGUCUUUCGUGGAAGUGUCUGCCAGUGUUCUUCUCUGCAGAGUCUUCCUCAUCGCUGCAAGAGCCAGCGUCCGCUUCAGAAACGACGGCAACGCAAUGGGCGACCAAUCUUGCCACCGUUGGAAAAUCACUGCUUGAGCCAAUGUGGCUCGAUGCAGCCGUAAAAACCUGUGUGCAUCUUGGCUUAUGUGGGUAUCAUACAUUGUCUUGGGAAACAUGACCCCACAAACAUUCAGGGAUAACUGCUGGAAUAAUCAUGUCCAGGAGACGGAGACACAUCCGCAAACAUCUUCUAGAUGGGUCUGAGGUGCCUGGGAGACAUGUUCUAAUGACAAUGUUGUAAGCCGGCUUCUGAGCCUGCUCG
Prorocentrum cordatum is the source of this 3858-nucleotide messenger RNA. The record is from the annotation of a GenBank genome assembly. NCBI's taxonomy places the organism in Eukaryota, Dinophyceae, Prorocentrales, Prorocentraceae.